Messenger RNA from Capronia epimyces CBS 606.96, 5058 nucleotides. RefSeq names its product ATPase. Bases 1 to 5058 code for a protein of 1685 amino acids. Lineage: Eukaryota; Fungi; Ascomycota; Eurotiomycetes; Chaetothyriales; Herpotrichiellaceae. The record is from RefSeq and is a predicted model, not a curated record. The transcript is spliced from 2 exons. Gene Ontology annotation, cellular component: fungal-type vacuole membrane; fungal-type vacuole. Gene Ontology annotation, molecular function: ATP hydrolysis activity; ABC-type peptide transporter activity; ATP binding. Gene Ontology annotation, biological process: transmembrane transport.
AUGUUCGGCCAUUGCAAAAGUCCCAUAUGGCGGAUCGACGACCUGAGUCGUUGCUUCGAAGCAGAUUAUCUCCAGACUCUGUUUCCCCUGAUAGCAUGCGUUACGUCGGCGCUGCUUCUGAUUUCCCAGAUCGUGCGCAGAAUAUCGAAACAACGGCAUCAUCGGACUCAUGUACACAGCCUGUUACUGGAUAUCAGCGACGACGAAGAUUAUUCCACGGACGAAGACGAUGAUAGUCUUGCAAGGCUGACCCUACAAAAGACCUUCAGUCAUGGCGAUAAUUCGAUGAAGGAUGUGGACAAACCUACCGGCGAGGUUUUCCUUGUCACGGCCGAGUUUUUGCUGCUAUUGGGACAGUUGGUUGUCAACAUCAUCGCCGUUGUCUAUAGUGCAGCAGGAAAGCGCCAUGCGUCGAUAGCGGAAAUUUUCGUGUCAGCAUAUCUCACCGCCCUUGCGGGGGCGCGUUUACUUGCAUCAACGACGACAUGGGAAUACCCGGUGAAAGAUCUUUGGAACCACAGUGCAGCCCUCUAUCUCACUCAGUGGCUACUCCUGGUUUGGGUCUUUCGAUCGGCACUCAUUCAUCCCCUCAGCCAUCUUUCGCAGCUAUUGACAAUAUCCUCAUUCGCUAUCACGAGUACUUUAGUUGUGAUUACUUUGUGCUCUCGACGAGGAAAUAAGGGAGUUAUACUAGAGUACGAAGGCGAUAUCGAGCCAUCCCGUGAGCCGCUAGCUAGCGUUCUGUCCUUGCUUACCUUCAACUGGGUAGACCCAAUUGUUUGGAAGGGAUUCAAAAAGCCACUGGAACUAUCCGAUGUUUGGAAUGUCACACCCUCUGACAAGGCAGAGCUCGUGCUGGCGCACUUCCGACAAAUUCAAAAGACGCACUCGCUUGCUGUCCGGCUUCUUCUCCAUUUCAAAUCCGAGCUUCUCAUCCAAGGCGCAUGGUGUAUGCUCGCCAGCGUGUUCAUGUUUCUCCCGACUUUGCUUCUGAAAGCCGUACUGGAAUACCUGGAGAACACCGAUAAGAUUCCUGUAACCGCAGCGUGGCUAUAUGUUAUACUCCUCUUUGCCACUGGAGUGGUGCAGGCGAUUGGCGACGGGCAAGCUCUCUGGAUCGGGCGGAAAAUCUCGAUUCAGUUGAGGGCUAUCAUCGUGGGUGAGAUUUAUUCUAAGACUCUGCGUCGAAAAGCAGCGGCAGGCAUAGAUGCGGACAAUGGAAAGGAGAAAGCCAAAGAUAAGCAGGCGUUCUGGGCAAAAGUCAAAUCGACCUGGAAGACUAUGAGGGGCCGGCAUCAGAGCGAAGGCAUGGCGAGCUCUAGCCCUAAGAAGGCCAGCACUCCCCAGGCCAACAAUGGCACAAUCAUCAAUCUUAUGUCUGUCGACUCCUUCAAAGUUGCCGAUGUGUGCGCAUAUCUGCACUUCCUCUGGGCUGCGGUUCCUGUUCAACUGAUUAUGGCCGUGAGUUUACUGUACAUGGUCCUGGGGUUCAGCUCCUUUGCAGGGAUUGUGCUGAUGAUCCUCAUCCUCCCGCUGAAUCUCUACAUUGCGAAAUCAUUUCAACUCGCACAGAAACGGAUCAUGGCGGCGACCGAUGCCCGGAUUCAUGUGACUAAUGAAGUUCUCCAGAACAUCAGAAUCAUUAAAUACUUUGCCUGGGAACAACGGUUUCAGAACAAUGUCAAUGAGAAGAGGAAGAUCGAGUUAUCCGCACUUUGGCGGAAAUACAUUCUAUGGGCAUCUGCUGCAACUAUCUGGAGUGGUGUCCCGAUCAUCAUCACAUUCACUUCAUUCUUUCUCUACACGAAAAUUGAGAGGCGGCCUCUCGUGCCCUCAGUCGCGUUUCCCGCAUUGUCAAUGUUUUCCUUGCUACGUGUGCCUUUGGAUCAGCUUGCAGACAUGGUGGCUCAUGUGCAAGAGUCCAAAGUGUCGGUUGAUCGGGUGGAACGAUUUCUUGAUGAGGAAGAAACGGAGAAAUAUAUCCAACUACGUCAGAGCAGGCGGUUCAGUGUCCCAUGCACUCGUAUUGCACUUGAUAAUGCUACGUUGACAUGGGGAGCAAGCGGCCCAGAUGCUGUGGAAGCAUUUCGUCUUAUUGACAUCAAUAUUGAUUUUGAAAUUGGUCGGCUCAGCGUCAUUGCUGGCCCGACUGGAUCCGGGAAGACGUCCCUGCUUAUGGCUCUGCUUGGAGAAAUGCAAUUGCUCAGUGGAAAUGUCCACAUUCCUGGUGGCGUUGCGCGACAAGAGCUGCGGCCUGACCCAGCUACAGGCCUGACCGACAGCGUGGCUUACUGCGCCCAGCAAGCCUGGUUGGUGAAUGCAACUAUCAAGGAGAACAUCUUGUUUGCCAGCCCUUACGACGAAGACCGCUAUCUUGAAGUUAUCUCGGUUUGUGCUCUUGAACGUGAUCUGGAAAUCCUUGAUGCAGGCGAGCAGACGCUGGUUGGAGAGAAAGGUAUAACUCUCUCUGGAGGCCAGAAACAGAGAAUAUCUCUCGCAAGGGCCAUAUACUCCAAUUCCAAACACCUGCUCCUUGACGAUUGCCUGAGCGCGGUUGAUGCGCAUACCGCGAAGCACAUUUUCGAGCAAGCACUUACUGGGGACUUGAUGUCACACCGGACCUGCAUUCUAGUUUCACACAACGUUGCACUCACAGUCCCGCUUGCGGAUCGAGUGGUUGUUCUAGAGAAUGGCAAGAUAGUUGCCCAAGGGACGCCACAGCAGAUUGUUGAAGGCGGUGUGCUCGGAGAUGAGCUGUUGAAGUCACGACCGGUAUCGAGAGCAAAUUCUCAACCACCUUCACGAGUGCCUUCAAAUCUGGAAGAAGAAACUUCUAAACUAUCCGAUGGGAACGGUCAUUUGCCCGCUGGUUCAAAUGGGAGAGGUUCCAAUAAAGGCAAGCCGAGGGCUAACAAGCCUGAAAAACAAUUCAUUGACCAUCGACUCGAAGCCAAAGCCACAGGGAGCGUGAAACUGUCGACAAUCAAGAUGUAUCUCCAGGCUAUGGGGCCCUGGCACUAUUGGAUUGUGGCUGCCUUUGGUUUCAUAGCCACGCAGGUGGGCUCCGUUGCAACCAACCUAUGGAUUCGAGAAUGGGCCAACGCCUACCACCUCCAGGGCACGCAUACAGCUCAUGCAGCAAUACAUGCUUUCCACCAAGCCAAGGGAGUAGCUUCAGCAUCGAUCUUCGGAGGUUCAUACGUUCAAAUGCCAGAAACUGCGGUUGUGAGCCAGGCCUGGAUUACGAAGACAAUCUCGAAGGUUGAUGCAGGGUACUACCUAGGAGUAUAUGCGAUCAUUGGCGCCGUGUACGUCUUCAUUUGUUUCUCAAGGGAGAUCAUACUCUUCUGGGGCUCCCAGCGGGCUUCUUGGUACAUCCACGAGAAACUGCUGACCAGCAUUCUUCGGGCGAAAUUCCGCUUCUUCGAUUCGACACCCCUUGGACAGCUGACGAAUCGAUUCUCCAAGGACAUUCAAGCUCUCGACCAGGAGGUAGCUCCGGUGGCGAUUGGCCUGCUUCACAGCGCCGCAUCUGUUCUCACAAUCGUCAUCCUGAUCUCAGUGAUCACGCCGGGUUUCCUGAUCCCGGGUUUCUUCAUCACCAUCCUGUACGUCUUGACCGGCUGGCUGUAUAUUCGAUCAUCCCGAGACUUGAAAAGAAUCGAAGCAGUCCAGCGGAGUCCUCUUUUUCAGCAUUUUGGCGAGACGCUGACUGGAGUGGUGACCAUUCGGGCGUACGGGGACGAGUCGCGAUUCAUUCAGGAAAGUAAUGUGCGAGUAAAUACGCACAAUCGUCCAUACAUCUACUUGUGGGCGACUAACAGAUGGCUCGCAUUCCGGAUCGACAUGGCUGGAGCUCUGGUGUCAUUUUUCUCUGCCAUGUUCCUGAUCGUCAAUGCAGGUCGAAUCGACCCAGGAGCGGCUGGUUUGGCCCUGUCAUAUGCCAUUACAUUUACUCAGAAUGUUCUUUGGCUCGUUCGACUCUAUGCCGCCAACGAACAGAACAUGAAUGCUGUUGAACGGUUACAAGAGUAUAUCGAUGUCGAACAAGAGGCGCCAGCUCAUUUGCCGGAUACGAAACCGCCGGCAAACUGGCCGAGCCACGGGGCUGUGGAGUUUGUCGGGUACAGCACAAGGUACCGUCCUGAUCUGGAACCGGUGCUCAAGCAUGUGUCUUUCCGCAUUGAGCCUGGCCACAAGGUCGGGAUUGUCGGCCGAACCGGAGCGGGCAAAAGCUCACUUGCACUGGCUCUGUUCCGAGGUCUCGAAGCCGAAGAGGGUAAAAUCUUGAUUGAUAAUGUGGAUAUUGGACUUGUUGGACUCCAAGAUCUACGUGAGGCCAUCACCAUUGUCCCUCAAGAUCCAACACUCUUCACCGGCACAUUGAGAAGUAACUUGGAUCCUUUUGAACUGUUUACCGAUGAGGAAGUCUUUACCGCACUUCGCCGGGUGCAGCUGAUACCAGGCGCACAUGGAAGUCCAAAUCAGUCGGGACAGGCCACACCAUCGGAGGCCGCUGGUAGAUCGCCUACUCUGCACGAGGCCUCGAAUUCCGAUAGUCAUGGGUCUAUCCCAGCGAACGGAACGGUGAAAUCGGACUCGACGCUGGUCGGCCCCGCGAGCAGCAGCAAAGACAACCGAAAUAUCUUUCGAGAUCUCUCAUCGCCCAUCGCAGAAUCUGGCUCCAACUUGUCUCAGGGUCAGCGACAACUUCUGUGUCUGGCAAGGGCCUUGUUGAAAGCCCCGAAGGUGCUGGUCAUGGACGAAGCAACGGCUUCCAUUGAUUACGCCACAGACUCCAAGAUCCAAGACACUCUACGAGAGCUAAACAACAAUACGAUUCUGACCAUUGCGCAUCGCCUGCAAACGAUCAUUGACUACGACCGAGUAUUGGUACUUGACAAGGGCGAAGUGGUGGAAUAUGCUGACCCUUUCACGUUGAUUCAACAAGAAGGUCAUUUCAGGUCAAUGUGCCAGACAAGCGGCGAUUUCGACUCGCUGUAUGAACUGGCGAGAAAAGCGUGGCAGGAGAAGAGAUUGAUCGACGACUCAUGCUGA